CUGUCGAAACGAAAACGAUUCCAUGCACAAAAAAUAUUGUAAAUUUAUUAAUUUCAUUCUUAUUUAACAACAUGUAAAUUGUUUUACAACGUUUAUCUUGUUUAUUGAAGGAUCCAAAAAACAAUUCCUUUGUGAUUUUCAAAUAUUUAUUACAUCAAGUAAUAAUAAUUUCCUAUUAUUGAGUUUACAAGUCUAUAGAUGAAUCCUCCGUGCUUUACAUCUUGAAGGCGACAAUUUAUUUUUGAAAGUCUACAACUGCAGGAUGAUUGGAUAAUCUACGAUAGACUUCUUUUCGGAAUUGUAGUUCAUCAAUUCUUCUGUUUAUUAUAUUUUUGCAUUACGUAUGGUAAUUUUUUUGAUCAGUACGUGAAAAAUUUACGAAAUGUCGUUGAACAAUGAAGAGGAUUAUUCCAGCAGUGAAAGUGAGCCAGAUUACGAUGAUUACAGUGACAACUAUGAGGAUUUUGAGAAUUACUAUAGUACAGAAUAUUACACACCUCUUUUCCUUGCCGUUCACAAUAGUGACUUGAAUCGUGUUAAUACUCUACUGAAUAAAAAAAAUUUAGAAAAACAUGUGCAUGACAAAAGAUUGUUGCAUGUGGCAGCAGCACGAGGUCAUCUACAGAUUGUCGAUUUGUUGAUAAAAAAUGGAGCAGAAAUUAAUGUCGUGGAUAUCAAGGGUAGAACACCUUUUUAUAUAGCUUUACUGCAAAAUAAAGUCGAAGUAGCCGAGUUUCUUUUGGAAAAUGGUGCACGUAUUGAUAUUCGAAGAGAGGACGGAAGAACAACACUUCAUGUCGCGAUAAAAACGCAGAACAUUCAAAUUGUCGAGAGAAUUUUGAAAAAGGGAACUAUGGUGAAUGUACUAGAUGAUAUGUCCCGCAUGAAACCAAUUGAUGUUGCUGCCAGUCUUAAGAAUAUCCAACUUGUGGAACUUCUUCUGAAGUACGGCGCCAAGAUGGAUGAUAGUGGUGAGUUUUGCGAAGAACAAAAAAAGGUCUAUAAAAGAAUGACAGCCCUUCAUUAUGCCGCUAAAUUUGGUAAUCUAGAAAUGGUCAAAUUAUUAAUGUCGAAUGGAUUUGACAAACUUGAUGUGAAAAAUUUUAAAGACAAAACACCCCUAGGUGUGGCAAUAAGCAAACAUCGUUUAGGUAUUGUGAAAUAUUUGUUUGAAAGUGGAUCAAAAAUAAAUGAGGAUCAUCCUCUCAUCGAUCUCUGUGAAACUGAUAAACAUAUAAAUGUCUUGAAAUUUCUACUUGAGCACGGUGUAAAACUUGUUACGGAUCAUACAAAAACUCCACUUUUUUACGCAUUAGACAUGCACGAAUUUAAACUUUGGAAGUACCUAUUAACUUGUUAUUCGAAAAUCGAUUCUGUAUUAUGCUCCAAAGAGACUGAACUUCAUUCCGCCGUGCGUGCUAACGACAUUGAAAAGGUACAAGAAAUUCUCAAAAAAAUGAAAGUAAAUUCUUUAUCUGGUGAAUCGGGACAAUUCGCAGUUUACAUCGCCGUUGAAAACGGAAACGAGGAAAUGCUAACGAUUCUCCUAGAAGCAGGCUGUUCAGUUGAAAGUUGUUUUAGGGACAAAUUAUCUCCUCUUCAUAUUGCAGCCACAUUCGAACACACACGUUUAGUCGAAAUUCUUCUGAAAUACGGAGCGUGGAUUAAUUCAGAAACAAGAGCACUCCAUCGCCCAUUGGAUUUCGCAGCAGCUUUGGGAAAUUUAAAUAUGAUUAAAUAUCUCGUAGACUCUGGUGCAAAUCUCAUUAGAAAAAUGGAAGAAAUUUCAUCAAUAAGAUAUUUAUUAGCCCAAAGUAAAGUUUCAAAAACAUUGACACCAUCAGUAUUUCAAAAUCUAUCAAAAAUGUCAGAAUUGUUAUCAAUUGCCGGAGAUCUCAAGCAUAAAAAUUACUUCCAUGUUUGUUCAUUGCUUAGAGAUGCCCUUAGAUUACCUGUUUUUGACGAGGACGAACAAACUUCGAUUGGUGACAAUAAAGAGAUUGUGAAUAGUGAGGAGAAAAAAGGUGAAUUUUGUCCUGAAAUUGCGAGAUGCUUCCUCAAUUACUUAGACAAUAAAUUACUCAAAGAAGUUCUAGAUUUUGAAUUAAGUCGCGGAAAGUAUUAUUCAGGAAUUUGUGAAAUUAUUAUCGAUUACUAUGAUUCUAAAUCCAUCUCAAAUCAUUGUAAUUUUAGUGGAUGUAAUUGGUCGGAUUUAUUUAUUGUGAAUGAAAUAGAGAAGCAUUACAAGCUUUUGAAUAUUAUACGUCAUAAUUUAUAUUCGAGUAAAUUAACAGACAAUGAUAAUCAACUUUUAAAGUUGGUAAUUGCACGUCUGGAACUGUUAAAACCCAGUUGCAAGAAAAUAAUUGAAUAUUUCGAUUCAAGUGAAUAUAAUAUAGAAAUUGACAAAGUUCAAAAUGAAUGUCGAGAGCAGAUAAUAAUUAUGGAAAAAACAAAAGUUAUCGAAGAAUUAAAUUUGACUUUUAACGAUAUUCUAGUAAAGUCUACUGACAAAAUUGCGAGUUGCAUAAGAGAUGUGAAGUUGUUAAAUAGCAAUGAAUUAACGUAUGAUAAAUUUCCCGCGUAUACAAAACUUUUAAAGUUGCGUAUUGAAAAAAUAAAGCGUAGAAUUGAGUUAAUUGACAUAUCCACGAAUUGUUUGUAUCAUUACAUUAAAAGGAAUUAUAAAAUUCAAUUUUCAACAAUUGAUCUACAAGAAAUAUUACAAUAUCUUUCAAUGUGCGAUCUUCGAAAGUUGUCAUCAGUAUUUUUUUAAUUUUCACACUAUAAGAAAAAGUGAUAAAUAAUAAUCAACGAUGAAGAAAAACUUUAAAUAUCAUUAUAAUAUCUCAGGUACAGCUUCUGUAGAUUUUUAGUUUGAUUAGACUGAUCUAUUUUUAAAAAACACUUCUUGUUAUCAAUUUGUUGCAUCUACUGCAACAAUUUUUGUACUCUCCAUUAUAUUGUUGUAUUGUAAAUUUUAUUUUUGUACUUGCUGCUAUAUGUAAGAUAAAGUUAAGCACGCUUAAAUUAUUUAAUAUUUUAAUAUGGAAACAAAUAAUUUUGGCAAAAAAUUAAUGGCAAAAUUUCGUCGC
This is a messenger RNA of Leptopilina heterotoma, 3095 nucleotides long. RefSeq names its product ankyrin-1-like. The transcript has 3 exons. Lineage: Eukaryota; Metazoa; Arthropoda; Insecta; Hymenoptera; Figitidae. The record is from RefSeq and is a predicted model, not a curated record. Bases 383 to 2776 code for a protein of 797 amino acids. Gene Ontology annotation, molecular function: protein binding.